Molecule: messenger RNA, 504 nt
Organism: Penicillium subrubescens
Lineage: Eukaryota; Fungi; Ascomycota; Eurotiomycetes; Eurotiales; Aspergillaceae
Exons: 1
Coding region: 1-504 (167 amino acids)
Molecular function (GO): protein binding
Source: RefSeq, a predicted model, not a curated record
AUGGCUGUGUAUAGUACUGUCAUCGGGGGAGAAUUCCGACGGUUGAAACGAAUGAAAGACAACCAAUGCAGCGAAGAUGUCAUCGAUUUCCUUGAGCAAGCACAUUCACUCCUCAAGUUCAAUGGAAUAUCUAACCUCAGAGGUCCUUGCGAGAAAUCCCUCAUUCAUUACGCAGCCAUGGGUGACUGCCAAGAGCUUUUACUACAGCUUUUAGCACUUCGUACGCCUAUUAAUCUGCGUGGCGGGGAUAAGCGAACGCCUCUUUCGUGGGCUGCCCAGUAUGGCUCGUAUGUCACUGCGAGAAUCCUGGUGGAAAAUGGGGCCAAUGUCAACUCAUUGGAUAAUAUGUUCAUGAGCCCCCUUUCACGGCUCUUGCAAAAUGCGAACAGCGAAACAAAGAAUUAUGCAGCACUGAAGGUGUAUCUCGAGAAGAAUGGAGCAAGUAGAAAGGGUAAAAAGCGUGCCUGGAUUGCGGAGAAGUUACGACUUCAACAUUACUUUUAG